UGUGUAAUUUCCACGACUCUAUAUAAUCUCUGCUUUCUUCUCCAUCCCAAACCCUACUGGUUCCUCAGCUUCACGCCGGCAGGGUUUCCUAGUGGUUACAAGGGCUUAUAAGCAGACCUUCUUCGUCGGCAACCAAUGGCUCCAACUAAAGCUGAUGUUUCAAAAAAAGCUGAUCCAAAGUCACAAGCCGUGAAAGCUGCAAAGGCUUUGAAAUCGGGCCCCAUCCUUAAGAAGAAGGCCAAGAAGAUCCGAACUUCAGUUACAUUUCAUCGGCCCAGGACAUUGAAAAAGGAGAGGAACCCUAAGUAUCCUCGUAUCAGUGCUCCACCAAGGAACAAGCUCGAUCAUUAUCAAAUUUUGAAGUAUCCUCUUACUACUGAAUCUGCAAUGAAGAAGAUUGAAGACAACAACACUUUGGUGUUUAUUGUUGACAUACGUGCUGACAAGAAGAAAAUUAAGGAUGCAGUCAAGAAGAUGUAUGACAUUCAGUCCAAGAAAGUGAAUACCUUGAUCAGGCCUGAUGGUACCAAAAAGGCUUAUGUUAGGCUGACCCCGGAUUAUGAUGCUUUGGAUGUGGCAAACAAAAUUGGUAUCAUCUAAGGGUAGUGACAGAGCUACGUAGUAAGAGAGCAUUGUGACUCUUUGAGCUCACUCAGAUCUAGUUUUGAAGUUGUAACAGUUUUUGCUACUGAUUUAAAAUGACGUCUUUGUCUUUUGUGGUUAUACCUGCAGUUCUGACUUUGUAGACUUGAAAUUUUAAUCUAUUUUGAAACAUCAUUUGAAUGCUCGUUCA
Messenger RNA from Prunus persica (peach), 793 nucleotides. RefSeq names its product 60S ribosomal protein L23a. Gene Ontology annotation, biological process: translation; ribosomal large subunit assembly. The transcript is spliced from 4 exons. Gene Ontology annotation, molecular function: structural constituent of ribosome; rRNA binding. Bases 136 to 600 code for a protein of 154 amino acids. The record is from RefSeq and is a predicted model, not a curated record. Gene Ontology annotation, cellular component: ribosome; cytosolic large ribosomal subunit. Lineage: Eukaryota; Viridiplantae; Streptophyta; Magnoliopsida; Rosales; Rosaceae.